AUGCCUAAGAUUGUGGAGUCCCCACGCCGUGUGCGCUUCAACCCCUUCUCCAGGGGUUCGUCUAGCCCGAGCGAUGAUACGGUCUUAUCGUUUGGUGUGAGAGAUCUAGAGAGAGGCGAGAAUGGACCAAAAGCACUGUCCAACACUCCUAGCAGUAUAGCCACGCCAGAUGGCGCUGCUCCCCGCAGCAGACCCUCGGUCACCCAGCUGUUUAUCAACAAUCGGCACGUGAUGUCCAAGUCCAAGAACUGGACCAGCGCCUUGGAUCCUACAACGCAACGGCUUCUCUCGCGCGUACCCAGCAGCACACACCAUGAGAUCCAGAGCGCUGUCGACGCCGCUGAUGCUGCUCAGCCGGAGUGGGCCGCAAUCGGGUUCCAGACUCGCAGGGAGUAUCUCCUCAAAUUGAUCGACGUGUUGCGGGAUAUGUCUCCGAUGAUAGUGAGCUGUCUCUGUCGCGAAGUGGGAAAGACGAUUUCCGACGCGGAAGCAGAGGUAUUUCGGGGUCUAGACUCUAUCCAUGCUGCCUGUUCGAUUGGCCCCGAGAUGGCAGGGAUGUAUCUCGGGUCUGACCCCACGUUGUUGCAGACAUUUUACGAGCCGGUAGGCGUGUGCGUGUCUAUCACCCCGUUUAGCUUCCCGUUCAUGAUUCCCCUGUGGUCUACGCCGUAUGCACUCAUCACGGGAAACACCGUGGUGUUGAAACCCUCUGAGAGGGCUCCAUCCGUAUCGGGCAUCCUGGCGGAAGCGAUGAUCCAAGCCGACUUUCCACCAGGGGUGUACAACAUCCUCCACGGAGGGCCAUCGACAGUGCAAAAUCUCGUAACGCAGCCCCUGGUACAGGCCAUCAGCUUUGUAGGCUCCGAACCCGCAGCCAAUGCAGUUCACGACCUGGCGCGUACCGCUGGAAAGCGGAUCCAGGCCGAGUGCGGGGGCAAGAACCACGGGGUCGUCUUGGAGGACGCUAACAUGAUGUCGACCUUGUUCGCGAUUGCAGGAGGUGCCUUUGGAGCAGCCGGUCAGCGGUGUAUGGCACUCAGCGUGGCAAUAUUCGUCGGAAAUACCAGAGAGUGGAUACCAAAGCUGGUAGAUCUAGCACAGUCGAUGGUUGUCGGUAGUGGAAACGAUAAACAGUCCAAGAUCGGACCUUUGAUCGACCGGGCGGCAAAGACCAAAGUCACCGAGAUGAUCGAUCGGGCAGUCGAAGAAGGCGCCAUGGUUCUCCUGGACGGGCGCGACGUGCAUGUGCCUGACUAUCCUGACGGCAAUUUCCUAGGCCCGAGCAUUCUGAUCGGCGUGGAGACGUACAUGGAAUGCUACCAGAACGAGAUCUUUGGACCGGUGCUCAUCUGCAUGCAGGUUGAUACACUGGACGAGGCCAUCGCCCUGAUUAACCAGAAUAAAUACGGCAAUGGUUGUUCCAUCUUCACGAGCAGUGGGAAGCACGCCAGUACCUUCCAACGCAAGGUCAACGUGGGUCAGAUUGGAGUCAACAUUCCAUUAAUCGCUCCAUAUGGUACUGCUGUGAGGACAAGCAACAAGGACUCCUUUCUAGGUGAUCGGCAUACACCGGGCAAAACAUACUGGCCUUUCUUUACCACCACGAAAACGGUGUCCUCUCGAUGGGAUCAAGUAUGA
This is a messenger RNA of Aspergillus campestris IBT 28561, 1638 nucleotides long. Its product is annotated as methylmalonate-semialdehyde dehydrogenase. Gene Ontology annotation, molecular function: malonate-semialdehyde dehydrogenase (acetylating, [NAD(P)+]) activity; methylmalonate-semialdehyde dehydrogenase (acylating, NAD+) activity. The record is from RefSeq and is a predicted model, not a curated record. Gene Ontology annotation, cellular component: mitochondrion. The transcript has 7 exons. Gene Ontology annotation, biological process: L-valine catabolic process; thymine catabolic process. NCBI's taxonomy places the organism in Eukaryota, Fungi, Ascomycota, Eurotiomycetes, Eurotiales, Aspergillaceae. The coding region runs from base 1 to 1638 and encodes 545 amino acids.